Molecule: messenger RNA, 4883 nt
Organism: Epinephelus lanceolatus (giant grouper)
Lineage: Eukaryota; Metazoa; Chordata; Actinopteri; Perciformes; Serranidae
Product: N-chimaerin
Biological process (GO): positive regulation of GTPase activity; regulation of small GTPase mediated signal transduction; signal transduction
Molecular function (GO): GTPase activator activity
Source: RefSeq, a predicted model, not a curated record
GCAAGAUGGCGACCACAAUGCAGAAUGGAUUUGAAUGAUUUUAACUAAAUGGGUCCGUUUUGAUAGGAAUUUGGAUCUGCUGGUUAAUUGUUCAUCAUCAUUAUCAUCAUAUCACAGAAUCAAGAUGGCCCUAAAUGUCUUUGAUCAUGAUGAAUACAGGCCACCAGUAUGGAAGUCUUACUUGUACCAGCUCCAGCAGGAGGCACCUCACCCACGCAGACUGACCUGCACCUGCGAAGUGGACAACCGACCUAAAUACUAUGGAAGAGAGUUCCAUGGGAUGAUCUCAAGAGAAGAGGCCGACCAGUUGCUGAGUCAGGCCGAAGGCAGCUACCUCAUCAGAGAGAGUCAGAGACAGCCGGGCACGUACACACUGGCUCUAAGGUUUGGGAACCAGACGAGAAACUUCCGUCUCUACCAUGACGGGAAGCACUUUGUUGGAGAGAAGAGGUUCGAGUCCAUCCACGACCUGGUCACAGACGGCCUCAUCACACUCUAUAUUGAGACAAAGGCAGCGGAGUACAUCGCUAAGAUGACCAUAAACCCCAUCUACGAACACGUGGGCUACACCACCCUGAACCAGGAGCCCACCCUGAAAAAACACCUGCCUCAAAGUCCAGAGGCCCCGGAUGGACCUGCUCCAGCCAAAGAUGACCGUAACGCUGAGGAGAGGCUUACAUCGCUGGUGCGGCGGGCCACCCUGAGGGAGAGCGACUUGGCGCCCAAGUAUGAGAAGGUCCACAACUUCAAGGUUCAUACAUUCAGAGGCCCCCACUGGUGUGAGUACUGUGCCAACUUCAUGUGGGGUCUCAUCGCUCAGGGAGUCAAGUGUGCAGACUGUGGGUUGAACGUCCACAAGCAGUGCUCCAAAGUCGUGCCCAACGACUGCCAGCCGGACCUGCGGCACGUCAAGAAGGUGUACAGCUGCGACUUGACCACGCUGGUCAAAGCCCACAACACCAAGAGGCCCAUGGUGGUUGACAUGUGCAUACAGGAAAUCGAGGCUAGAGGUCUCCAGUCAGAGGGUUUGUACAGAAUAUCAGGCUUCAGUGAGUUGAUUGAAGAUGUCAAGCUGGCCUUUGACAGAGAUGGAGAGAAGGCGGACAUUUCCUCUAAUGCCUACGAGGACCUCAACAUCAUCACCGGAGCCCUCAAACUCUACUUCAGAGAGCUGCCUAUUCCCCUCAUCACGUAUGACGCCUACCCACGCUUCAUAGAAACAGCAAAGAUAGCAGACCCAGAAAAACGUCUGGAGGCUCUCCACGAGGCGCUGAAGCUGCUGCCGCCAGCUCACUGCGAGACACUGCGAUACCUCAUGGCUCACCUCAAGAGAGUGACGGACUACGAAAAGGAGAACCUCAUGUCCAGCGAGAACUUGGGUAUAGUCUUCGGCCCGACACUGAUGAGGGCCCCCGGGCUAGACGCCAUGACAGCGCUCAACGACAUUCGAUACCAGAGACUCGUGGUGGAAACUCUCAUUACCAACGAAGACGUGUUGUUCUGAGAGGAAGGGAGGGGAGAACGAUUCUUUCAACUUGGAGAAGAAAGACAUACAGAUCGGGAAGUCCUCCUGUGAAAAGAAAACUUUUAAGAAGAACAUGAAGAAACAUGCAAGACAUCUGGAACUUGUGUCUUGAUAGAAACGACAUCGAGGAGUGGAAGGAGGGAUCAACGAAGGAAGCAACUAUUUGCAAACAGUGGAGAAGAAGUCAAAGGAAGGAUGCAGUGUUUCCCUACAUUUUUAAACUCAAUCACACACCUGAGGCUUCCACAGAAGAUCCAAAUGUGUUGAUUUAGGACAAUAUUCCAGCCUUGUUAGAAAUAAACAAUUAGGAUCUUUUUUGAUGAGCUGGAAGAAAAGAGAAUAUGUUCUCUAUCAUGGCGAGAAGAUAGCAACAGCAUUGGAACAACACUACUUUGUCUAUGUAAGGGAAACACUGAGUGAUCCAUGUAUAUGUUUAAAUUGUUCUUAAAUGGAUGCCUUGACAUUUUUGAGUUUUCCUCACCAGACACCAGAAAUCAGCUAGCUAAAAAACCUUGGGUCGUUAACAUUCACCACAAAAACCAAAUGAGCCACACACUUCUAAACAAGUGUCAAAGUUCGGUCUAAAAGGCAAUAACGCUCCAUGUUUUCCUCAAACUCUGGUGGUAAGAGAUCCGUUUGUUUGCUUUGUUUUCCAUUGUGUCAAGAUAUCCCUUUAAGAAGCAUUGACUCCAUACCUGUAGACAGCUGGAUGAAUGAAUGAAUGAAUGGAAAAAGGGAACUGCUCACCCAUAAUGCGCACUCAUUCCUCUGAAUGGAACUUAAGUGACUUGGACCUAAUGUGUUUUCAUUCCUCUUUAAAAACUCUUUACUUUACAGCUCCCUCUUCUUUUCCAUCGACUGAAAUGUAAUUACAAAGUCAUUUUACACUAAGUAGUUUUUUAGUUGUUAACAUAGAAAUGCAGACUUACCCUUUUUUUGUGUCAAAUUAUAAGCCUCUGUUUAAGAGUUGUUGCUGGAUAAUUAUGUUACAACUGAUGGAGCUGUACACUAAAUGGUUUAUCUUUUUUUCUCACUGUCCCUGAAGCAAUCCUGUGUUUGCUCUCUUCGCCUCUAAAGUGAAAAAUAACGCUAUUUUGCAUUUAAAUGAAAGCUUUGGGAACAUUUCUGCAGCAAGCACACAUAAUUUUUCUCAAUAUUUAGACUUUCUAGUUCUCCAUCAGGCCUUUAAAGGGUAAUUACAAUAUUUUUCAACCUGGACUCUAUUAUCCUUUGUUUUUGUGUCUAAGUGAGAAAUGCGAGCAACGUUUUUUAACUGGUCCAGUACUGAGGGAGAGCACUGCAGGCAGCAGUGACGAAACAGGCUGCAAUGUAAUCACUUGGGGCAUUUGUACACCGUCACUUUACAUCCACUACAAAUGCUCGUUUUUGCCACUGACAGGCUCAAAUUGUUGUUAGGUAUCUGACAACAUAAUAGAAAGCAUCCCCACAUAGACUAGAUAGACCUUUUUGUUUAAUCACUAACAGUUUCAAAAAAAACAUUGCCAAACCCACCAAACUCCAUUUAAAUAACAGUCAUUUUAGCAUGUAGAGAGCCAGCAUGUUUUCACAUCUAACUGGGUGAAUUAAGUGUUUAUCUCAACCAAGCCUAAGGUGGGGAUUGUUGGAACAGCGGAAAAAUGAACCAAGAUGGUUUUCAUGAGUUUUAUUUUGUUUAUGUCAACUUUAGAUUAAGUGUGUUAUACAAUGUUAAAAUUACUGUUUAUUUCAGUGGAGUCUGGUGGGUUUGGUGACGGUGAUUUCAGGGCUGUUUCUAGUUGAACAAAAAGGAUCUUUUUCUUUAACAUAAAGAUCUAUUUGUGUAGGGAUCCUUUCCAUAGUGCUGUGAGAUACUUACGAUAAUAAUCUGAGUCUGUCAGUGACAAAAACAAGCUCUUUCAGUGGACGUAAAUUGACGGUGCACAGUUGCUCAUUUGUAUUAUGUUGCACUCGGUUCCUCUGCUGCAGCGUUAUAAAUAGCUCAAUACUGGACCAAUUAAAAAAAUUAUUGUUCCCAUUAGUCACUUAGACAUAAAAACAUGAGAAAAUAGGGUCCAGGUUAAAAAGUACCAGAGUUACCUUUUAAAUUAGCACACUGUCUGCGCAGAACACUAAUCCACUGGCAGAUAGUAAAGAGAGGAACACAUCAUAACAGACAAAACACAAAUAUGUGAACCAGUGCUUCAUGAUGUUUUUGUUUUGCCUUGGUCAUUUGUAUAAAGCAGUAUUGUAAUUAAGCAGUGUUAACAAGCAGAUGUGCUCCAAAUAUUAAUUGAAAUUCUUGAUCGCUUUCCUGGAUGCAGUUCAACAGAUUGAAAUCAUAAUGUUGAGGCUUUAUCGACUUUAUAGGCCUGAGAGGGAUAAUUCACUUCGGUACCGAGAUGGGUUUUGAGCGCCAAAUUAUUUGAAAUUUUAAUAUCCCAAAAAUCAAAGCAAAGGAGCUCUAUAAAACAGAAGCUCAUAAUGUUAAUUACUCCAUAUUCACUGUAUUGUGACUCCACUGACAUGUUUGGAAAGAUGAUACAACUGUGAAAUUGUUAGAAAUAAUAUUGCUUCGACAUAAGUAAAGGCCAGUUUGGAUCAUUUUUAUUUAUUUCUUUUCUUUUUACAGACAGAGACAAAAUGAGAUUUUACUGAAAUACAAGUGUAAUCAAAUGCCACACUGAGUUUCUUCCAGAUAUGUGAAGAUGAGCUGCUGGUGAAACAUUGCAAAGGUUUGCUGUAAUGUUUUGACCGCGCUCGGAUGAAAUGAAAGCAGUAUUAGUUGUGGGAUGAUGUCCCUAAUCAUCUGUAAUAUGAAGGAGUGUUUUUGCCAUGACUUCUUGUUUUUAACUAGUGCCAUUUGAAAAGGGUGGAGGUGUAAAAGUGGAUGCCUUCUGCAUGUAACCCUCACCUCAGCCAACACUCCAAGCCCCCCUUUUCAUUCAUGUCUACCCCCAUUUCUGUCGGGGGUCACUGAUGACAUACUCCUAGUGUGCUUCAUUUGCAAAGCAGUGAUGAACCACCAGACACCAAGACCCAUUUUACACAGCAAAGACCGAGUUAUGGUUGUAAAGAUCAAGCGCGCCCAUCCUUUGCUGGGUGCAGAAUGGAUGUAACAUAAACGUAACAUCAGCAUUUUUCUAACAAAUCUUGAUUUUUCAUGUUUUUCAUUUUAACUGUUUUGUUGACUUUUUGUUGUACUAACUACCAUCAGCCUAACCCGAUGAUAACGUGAGCCUUCAGUGAUCUGUGACACUUUUUUUUUUUUGCAUCAUGAAAUGUUUUGUUUUUGUUUUGUUUUUUUUAAAUUGUCAUUGCUGUAAAGUAUUUUCUAUAUGGUUUAUGCAUGGUGGAAUUAAAUUAUUAAAUAUGGCUCUCA